AUGAGAACACUAAUCUCUCCCUCCCUUCCUCCUCUCUUCUCUCUUCACUUCCCUAAACCCUCCCUCUUCUCCAGACCUCUCCUCACAUCUCGCCACCCUCUCACCACUUCCUCCUUCUCUCUCAAUAAACUCUCCACUAAUUCGCAUCAUCCCUCAGUCUCAAACCGGAAAUCACAUACAGAGGCCUCAUCAAAUCCCUCCGGGGAGAUACACGUCGUCGUCGGACCAAUGUUCUCCGGCAAAACCACAACCCUCCUCCGCCGAAUCCUCUCCGAGAGAGAAUCCGGCAAGCACGUCGCCGUAAUCAAAUCGGAUAAAGACGACCGUUACUCCACGGAAUCGAUCGUCACUCACGACGGAGAGAAGUUCCCUUGCUGGUCUCUACCGGAUCUAACCUCCUUCAAAGGCCGAUUCGGUUACGACGCGUAUAGGAAUCGGUUGGAGGUGAUCGGGAUCGACGAGGCGCAGUUCUUCGGGGACGAGGAUCUGUACGAGUUUUGCCGCGUGGCGGCUGAUGAGGAGGGUAAGACGGUAAUUGUGGCGGGGUUGGAUGGGGAUUUUAUGAGGAGGAGGUUUGGUUCGGUUCUGGAUUUGGUUCCGGUUGCGGAUACGGUUACGAAGCUGGCGUCGAGGUGUGGGGUUUGUGGGGGGAAGGGUUUGUUUACGUUGAGGAAGAGUGGGGAGAGAGUUAGGGAGUUGAUUGGUGGAGCCGAGGUUUAUAUGCCUGUUUGUCGGAGGCAUUAUGUGGGAGGCGGUCAAGGCGUUUUGGAGACCGCGAGGGGCGUUUUGGAGAGUUCUACUUCGCAGCGAAACGGAACGCAGGAUUUGGCGGCGGCGGUGACGAGUGUCUCUCCUCCGUUUUGA
Eruca vesicaria subsp. sativa (arugula) is the source of this 864-nucleotide messenger RNA. NCBI's taxonomy places the organism in Eukaryota, Viridiplantae, Streptophyta, Magnoliopsida, Brassicales, Brassicaceae. The record is from the annotation of a GenBank genome assembly.